UAAUGUUCUUCUAACGUUACCCUGCUAUGCGUUUGAUUAAUAGAAGACUAAUUUAGAACAUCUAUCACUGGCUUUUAUUUUGACAUUCGUUGUAAGCACAUCCGUUUUGUCGUUUUUGGAUUCAGACGACAAAAACGGAAAACAAGUGCUUUUCCGUUAACCCGUUUUUGGUUUCAAACAGAAAACGAAGAAACCACGGUAUUUUCGAAUGAACCAUAAAACAAACGAACAAAACGUACACGGACCACCCGGUCGCAAUCUUCGGAGCUCUGGUAUCGUUUUGCCCAUUUCUAGGAGGAUGCAAUGCUAUUCUUUUUCGGUUAAAAUAUAUUUUGGUACACAUUAACGUUACACUUGUCUGCUAGCGUUGGAAAAGCAGCCACUAGGAUUCUACGUGAACGUCACUUAGCGUCACCAUGUAGCGUUCAUAUGAACUCAUUUCAGAACAAACCACCGGCUAAAUGCUGUCAAUUUAAUACACCUUCAUAUUGUUGGGUCGAGGUGCAUAUCUUGGACUGUAUAUACCGAUCAAUACAAAUAUGAUUACAUUUAUCAAGGUCCUUUCAAUCAGUAACAAUUGUAUCUGACGACAUAAAGGCAUCACAUGUAACGUUACGACUCGCUUUUUGACCUUUGACGUGGAAGAAACGCGUCACCUUUGGACCUUUCUGACAAACAAGCAGUACCAGCAGACGCUAAUGAGAUGGACAACGUGGUGAAGCACAGGAGGCUCGAACCACAGACAGACUUCAUCUACUGUUGUGGAGCCAUUACUGAGGUUCUAAAAUGUGGCUCCUGUCAGUUACACUCUGGACACAAGGUGCUUUUUCUCAUCAUUCCAGGUAACCCAGGUGUAGUGGGCUUCUACAGAACCUUUAUACAAACUAUUCACAGUAUGUUUGGCUACCACUACCCAGUGUGGGCUGUAAGCCAUGCUGGCCACUGUGUACCACCAGACUCCAUGGACAUGGUUGAAGAUGUCUCCUCGGCAGCAGAGCGUGACGUGUUUGGUCUUAAUGGGCAGAUUGAACACAAGCUGGCCUUCCUCAGGAGACAUGUUCCCAGUGAAACCAGCUUGGUGCUGGUGGGACACUCGAUUGGCUGCUACAUUAUUCUGGACAUCAUGAAGAGAAAUCCUAAACUCAAGAUUAUCAAAGCCAUCAUGCUGUUUCCCACUAUCGAGCGCAUGGCUGAGACUCCUCAGGGGAAGGUCAUGACCCCUGUGCUGUGUCAUAUGCGUUAUGUGGCAUACCUGCCUCUCUUCCUGCUCUCUCUGCUGCCCGAGGGACUCAAAGCCAGCCUGAUUAAACUGGUGUUUGGCAGCAUCCGGUCUCUGGACCACACUGUAGUCCAACCUACUGUAGGUCUACUCAAUGGAGACUGUGCAGUUAAUGCUAUGUACAUGGGGGGUCAAGAAAUGAGGAAAGUUCUGGAAAGAGACAACAUCACUAUCAAGAAAAACCUUGAAAAGCAGCGGCAUGCCAGCAACCACCAGGCUACACACAGGCCCCAGCAGCAGCAUGCCAGCAACCACCAGGCCUAGCCCAGGCCCCAGCAGCAGCAUGCCAGCAACCACCAGGCCUAGCCCAGACCACAGCAGUAGCAUGCUAGCUACCACAGGCCUAGCCCAGACCACAGCAGCAGCAUGCCAGCUAACACCUGGCCUAGCCCAGACCACAGCAGUAGCAUGCCAGCUGCCACCAGGCUACACCCAGGCCCCAGCAGCAGCAUACCAGCCACCACUGGGUCAGCCCCAGGCCCCAGCAGGCCCCACAACAACAACAAAAGCAGCUAACACCAUCAGCGCCUGGUCUGCUAGCCGAGCAGGUCCUACUAUAUGUUAAAGAAUUUCCACACAACUCAAACACCAACUGAAAGAAUUAUGAAAAUAUCAUAAUCAUCAUUUUGUCAGGAGUCAGCCCACUCAGCACAUUUCCGGAACUAGC
This is a messenger RNA of Cyclopterus lumpus (lumpfish), 1946 nucleotides long. It is a transcript of the gene ldah, whose product is annotated as lipid droplet associated hydrolase. Bases 704 to 1543 code for a protein of 279 amino acids. Gene Ontology annotation, molecular function: lipase activity. Lineage: Eukaryota; Metazoa; Chordata; Actinopteri; Perciformes; Cyclopteridae. Gene Ontology annotation, biological process: lipid storage. The record is from RefSeq and is a predicted model, not a curated record. The transcript is spliced from 7 exons. Gene Ontology annotation, cellular component: lipid droplet.